AUGAACUUGCUCGCCAGCGAUCCCCCCAGCCGAGUCAGGAUACGAACUCAUCCUCCACUCCGGCCAUUCCAAGCUUGGGUACCAUUCAACCCCAACCAGCUCAUCUCCUCGCUCAAAUCUACCAUCCUCAGCCUGCUGGGGGACACUCAGUCGAUCCCACUAACUGCUCAAGAUAUCUUGCUCGAACUUGAUGCCUUUGCCUUCCUCGAUCAAAGCCUUUGUUCGCUAAUCGACCCUACCCAUGACUUGAUCGAUGUCAAGACCGUCUCUCCCAUUCCAUCUACCUCACAGAUGGAGACUAGCAAGAAAAGACGAAGAUCGCAAAGCAAAACUCAACUCCCACCCAACACCCCCUCUGAGCGACUACCGCCUCAGCGAUGCAAGAGCCAGCCGGCUGAACGUGCAAUAAAACCACUCAACCAAUCCAAACUGACUCAUCAGCCCAAAGCAGCCAACCCUUCUAAGAUUCAAACCUCGUCCACGUCGCCAUCCGAUCAAAAAACCAAUGCCAAGAGUGACAACCUUCCAACAGAUCGACCUGUACCACCAGGACAAGGGAAACCCUCCACCAAGGCCCGGAAUCAGCGAAAAAAAAUCAGAAGGAUGAGAGAACGCGAGAGGAAGCUAUCGGCCAUUGGAAGUCUAGCGCAAGGCCAAUGUGAUCAAACCAGCAAACCUCAAUCCCAACCGCUUCAGCUGAUCAAGGGGGGGCGUAAUAACGAAGGAGCCAAGACCAACAACUCUUCAGUCAGGAAGGAUGGAUCCAGUCAGGGUAGCACUAGUCAGACAAGCAGUCAGCUAGACGAAUCCAGCUCUGAUUCUUCGCCCGAAUCUAGUUCCGAUUCCUCCACCGAAUCCAGCUCUGAUUCUUCGACCUCCUCAUCCGAGUCUGACUCCGAACCUGGCACAUCCGUCCCCAAGUCAACUCUAUCCGAAGCAUCAUCCCACCCAUCCGAACUACCCUCCAAGCGGUCAUGCAUACAAACAGUAACGGCUGCGAGCACCCAAACUGCAGCCCCGGUCACUCAAACCUCCAGACUAAUCACCCAAAAAACGGUUCCAAUCAUCUCCAAUCCCCAACUCACCAUGCUCUCCCUGUCCAACAAGAACAAACGAAAGAACCUCAAGCGCAAGUCCUGUCCCGAGCAGCUGGCUCAACCCAGCAAGAUCGUAUUUGAAUCUAACGUAUCUGGAAACCAUUUGAGGAGCCCAGUGAAGAACCCAGUGAAGAACCCAGUGAAGAGCCCUUGUUUUACGCCCCCAUCUCCUAAUUACGGGACAGCUUCCGCCUCUCCCAGUCUCGUAAAGGCCAGUUUACCCCAGAGAGAAGAUGUCUCCCAUGAUUAUUUGGCGUUCGAUGAGGACGAGGAGCAAGAGUUUGUUGACUAUUCCAUCACCCAUGCCACUCGCUCUCAUGGACCACCCCCCUCAGCCCGACACGCCGAUUUAAUCCCAUCCAACAUACUGAUCACCUCGAUCAACCUGCUCGAUCCCUACUGGACACCCGGCCAAAUCGGUAACACGUAUAGUUAUUUCGACAGCACACUUCCACAGACGACCAGCAAAAAGACGCGAAAGAACCGCAAGAAAUCACUCAAACGCCGCCGCCGACUGGCGGCCAAGACCCGGCUUUUGCAACAAGGACAACAUGAAGGCAGGGUGGAAGAGGAGGAGGAUGAAGACGAAGGGUCAGAUGGAUCAGAGUUUGAUCAGGAGAUUCAGAGGGACAUCGAAAACGCUUACGCAGAAUUCAUCGGCUCCGGUGGCCACAGCUCCCGCCUCAACGAAUCCGAUCAACAAGGGGGCACAUUCCUUACAACCCUCAACCAAAAAUGGGACCAACUUGAGAAAGUUGACAGGAAGACUGCCGUCCUGGGGUCCCAAAUAGCCAUUCGAACGAUUGAAAUUUCAGUGGAGAGCUUUACGCCGGAACCGAUGACGUAUUAUGGUACAUUGAUCGGCACUAACGAGGCUCAUCUAGCUCUGAAGCUUGACCCGGGAUGCAUACCCGCUGCGCAGGCGACGUUGGAGACGAGUGAGUAUGAUCUCGACGGGUCUGCAUUCGAUGACCAAGGGUGGGAGCCUGGUGAAGAGGAGGGGCACGAGGAGCGGAUGGUGGACGUCAAGGAGGCUCUCAGAGCACAUCAGAGAAACGCUCUUGCUCUUGAUGUCUGGGGCGGCUCACGCGAUGUCCGUGACUGGGAGUGGAACACUAUCAUCGAUGCUCGAAAGCUCUAA
This is a messenger RNA of Puccinia triticina, 2238 nucleotides long. RefSeq lists its product as uncharacterized. The record is from RefSeq and is a predicted model, not a curated record. The transcript has 5 exons. NCBI's taxonomy places the organism in Eukaryota, Fungi, Basidiomycota, Pucciniomycetes, Pucciniales, Pucciniaceae. The coding region runs from base 1 to 2238 and encodes 745 amino acids.